CUGGCUAGUUUGACAGCUGAAGAGUCUACGUAACCCAAAACACUAUUUUUAAAACUUUAUUAAAGUUGUUAAAUACGGAUAUAAACAUGUUUUUAACAUUUGAACGAUCCUUUCAGUUGUACAAUAUUAGAAGUUAGUGCUACAGAAAGUUUGGAAGUGGAUACACUAGCUGAUUUGCAGUUGGCGAAUGUAUUACUUAACGCUAACUUAGUUUGGAAGUAAACAAACGUUGCAAGUUCUUAAGUAAGAGACAUUCAUUCCUGUUAUCAUAAUGUCGAGUAUCACAGAAGUAGUAACGUUUGAGGACUUGGAAGCCACAGACGUCAUCAGCGUGGAGUUAGUCCCUGAACGCAAGGGUCUCAUUCUGAAGCACUGUGAAUAUUACGUGAGCUCCCGACGACAUGGCACUACUGUUUCUAGAAGAUACAAUGAUUUUGUACAGUUAUACGAUGUCCUGUAUGCUAAGUACCCUUAUCGUGCAAUAUGUCGUCUCCCACCCAAACGCGUGGUGGUCGGUGGAGGCAGUUCGCGGUUCCUCUUACGCCGGAGAGCGGCCCUCCAACGCUGGCUAACGCUGGUUGCUAGGCACCCAGUCCUGGCUCAUGAUGCAGAUCUGAGAAUAUUCCUGUGUGAAAGUACUGUUCGACUUGAGAAGCCGAAGCAUGAUGAGUUUGUGUUAGCGGGAACACAGGAAGAGGGGCCGAGUGACGUGUCUACGGAGGAAAUGCAAGCGGCGCUCGUUAACGAACAGGAACAAUUGCGAUUGGCGCAUCUCGGCCUUGGCAGGCUCACGCAGAUCUUCGAGAAAGUACAAGAGCGAGGCUUAGCGGAAAGAAGUGAUAUGCGCGAGCUGGGCGCGGCGCUGAGCGCUCUGGCCGCUCCCGCCGCUCUGGCCGCUCCUGGCAGCACCACCGUGCCGCAUGCGCUCGCUGCUGCUGCUCAGUUAGCCUGCACAGUCGAGUCAGACGACACAGAAGAAUAUCCCGAAGAAGAAGGGUCGGAUGGUCUAGUACGCCUUGCGGGGGAAGCAUGUGGGGCGUACAGGGAGCUGUGUGCUCGCCUGUCGCGGGGCUUACACGCGGAGAGGGCGGCGGCCGCGGCGGCUGCCCCGCAUGCCCCGCAAGCGAGGCCUCUGCGGGACAGGCAUCGGUAUGCUUUGAGAGCUGCUUUGCAGGAGGGUGCCGUAGCUAGAGCUUACGUAGCCCGAGCACUACAAGCGCUGCCGGCGUUAGCAGGAUCCCGCGCCGCCGCGCAUGCGCAGCACUCCGCGCUGUGGCAGGACCUGCAUCGCGCACUCACACACACACACAAGUAACCAUUUGUAUUAUGACGUAAACUUUAUAUGUAAAAGUAAUGCUCACUGUCUUACAGUGAGGGAUCUGUCAGACAGGGAGCAGUCACGCGGUCAAGCGUUCAAGCGCUCAGUUUUGCGUUCUGUAUGUCAUUUUACGUUACAUAGACAUACACAGGAGGCAUCCUGACCGCGUCGGUCAAGUAGAAGUAGUAGAGCUCGAACGCAGAACGCUCGACCGCGUGACCACUCUAACGAUAAGCAAACCAUUUUCAGUUGUCAAAUCGCCGAUUUGACCAAUGACCAAUGCAAUGGGGGCUACCGUUUUUUGUUUCACCAGAUGGCGCAGCUGUAGCGUGAGUCUAAAACUAUGGCAAUCAAAGUUCGUAUUAUGAGCGCCAAAACUUCUAUCUAAAUUAGAUGAUUAUAUUAGAUCAUAUGUUAUACAAUAGAACUAUAGUGUGAACGUAUUGGCGAUGCCACAGUGUUGCGCAGUGGCGUUUUGCUCGAAAAAGAAAUGCGAACAUAAGUUUCCGAAAGAUUAAAGUGUGUCAAAGCAGUGACAUUUGCAGAACCCUGAUCUGUAUUUGCUACAAUUAAUCUAAAGUAUUGUUAAAUAUUCACAAUAUUAAUUUAAUUAGAAAUAUAAACCCUCGCGCGUAAACAAACACUGGCAUUUGACGCUACACAAGCGCCUCUAGCGGCGAUUUCAUACGCGGUAGCCCUCAUUUCAUGAUUGGUUAUGGGUGGAUUAUGGUUUUGAUGAAAUGGUGAAACUCAAUUUUUAAAUUGGUAGAGAAUUUGAAAAAAAAAAUAUCUUUAGAAAUAUGAGAAAAAAGUCUCGAAUUUAUAUCAGAUCUGUACCUGUGUUGCUUUGCACUUUUAUUUCUAUAAGUACUGGCUACUUUUCAUACAGUCAGAAUGAGAAUCUUUCACACAUUUUAAUAAGGCGAAUAAUAUGUUUAUUUUUCUAGUUUUUUAAGGGGCUAGGUGUAAUACUGUAAUCGAUACAUAUCUUUUCAUUUUAAUAUACGCAAUAUUUUAAAAUUUAAACGAAAUUGAUUGGUAAAUAAAGCUAAAAUAAAGCCUAUUCGGCAAAUAAAUUGAAUUUUGGAAUAAAUUGGCAACUAAAUUAAGAAAAAUAUUUUGAGUAAUUAUUAUUAACUGUAAGGUACCAUUUAAAAUAAGUUUUAUAAUAGGUGAUUAUUAAACUUCGUAAUACAUUCCAUUUUUUUUCGCAUGGCGGAUCUUGCUCAAAAAUAAAGGCUACUAAAGUGCCUUAUUGUUGUAUACUAACAAUAUAAAAAAUAUUUUAGCUCGAAUAUUUAACCUAUUAAAGCAAUUAUAAAAAUAAACUUAUUAAAAUACAUGUUUAUCCUGUGAUAUCUUUGUACACGGAGUAAGUAACAAAUGGAGCGAACGCAUGAAUCUCGGAAAAAAAUGUUCAUGUAAUAAUUUUUUUCCCGUCUCAAAUGUCAAUUGCCGUUUACCACUCUAUUUGUAACUUCUCUGUGUUUUUAUUGAAUCUAAGUACUAAGUAGGUAAUUAUGCAUUAUGACGACUUUUAUGCCAUUUAAAUAAUACCUGGUGCUAACUCGAAUAUUGAUGAUAUUCAAAAGAAAUAUUAUAUCUACUUUAUAUUAACGUUAUAGCGUAAAAUGAUUUAUGUAGUUAUUAAUUAUUUAUAGGAAAUAACAUAUCCAAUAUAUAGUACCUAAGCAUAUAUUUUGUUAUUGAUAUGAAAUGUUUUAUUUGAGAAAUAUACAAUAUUUUAACCAU
Helicoverpa zea (corn earworm) is the source of this 3070-nucleotide messenger RNA. RefSeq names its product sorting nexin-8-like. Lineage: Eukaryota; Metazoa; Arthropoda; Insecta; Lepidoptera; Noctuidae. The coding region runs from base 272 to 1315 and encodes 347 amino acids. Gene Ontology annotation, biological process: retrograde transport, endosome to Golgi. Gene Ontology annotation, molecular function: phosphatidylinositol binding. The record is from RefSeq and is a predicted model, not a curated record. The transcript has 7 exons.